Messenger RNA from Arabidopsis thaliana (thale cress), 984 nucleotides. RefSeq names its product F-box associated ubiquitination effector family protein. The transcript has a single exon. The record is from RefSeq and is marked reviewed. Lineage: Eukaryota; Viridiplantae; Streptophyta; Magnoliopsida; Brassicales; Brassicaceae. The coding region runs from base 1 to 984 and encodes 327 amino acids.
AUGGUGGUCAUGAUGAUGAAUUUUAGGGUUUAUUUGAUGAGAGUCAAUCUUGAUAACAACGUCGUUGAAUCAUCAUCAUCAUCAUCAUCAUCAUGUAUAAAACGUGAAGCUAAAGUUAUUAGCUUAGGCGACGAAGUUGAUGAUAUAUCUCAAGUCUUUCACUGCGACGGUUUAUUGUUAUGCAUCAGCAUCACCCAAGCCAAGACUAGGCUCGUGGUUUGGAACCCGUAUUGGGGGCAUACCCGGUCAAUCGAGCCCACACAUCAGUUCAACAAAUUCGACAGCUAUUCUUAUGCUCUCGGAUACGACAAGAGCAGCAAAUCCCACAAAAUCUUGAGGUGUAUUACUUGUUUGAGACCCCAUUUUCAUGAGUUCAUAAUCUACGAUUUUAACUCUAAUUCAUGGAGGGUUUUUCAUGUCACUCCAGACUGGCAAUUAGGGACUAUUAAUAGUGGCGUGUCUCUCAAGGGAAAUGCCUUCUGGGUUGCUGAAGAGAAGUAUUACGAAACAAGUGAAACAAACGAAGAGUUUUUCUUACUCUCUUUUGAUUUCACAAGAGAGACAUUUGGACCACUUUUGCCUCUUCCGUUUCAGUUUGUUGAAUCUGAAGAUGCUUUGAGUGUAUCCAAUGUUAGAGACGAGCAGCUUGCUGUUUUAUAUCAGCCGUGGGAUACAUUAAUGAUGGAGAUCUGGGUCACGUCUAAGAUUGAGCCCAACGCGGUGUCUUGGAACAGCAAGGUGUUCUUAUCAGUGAGUAUAAGAAAACUCAUUGGCCCUCAGUUUCAGUUUUGUUUGGGGAGUUUCUUCAUUGACGAGGAGAAGAAAGUCGCUGUUGUUUUUGAUAAAGGCUACAGAAUACAGCGCUACAUAGCUUACAUCAUUGGAGUGGAUGGAUCCAUGAAAGAAGUGGAUCUUGGAGAAUCAGACAGAAGGUGUUACCCAAUUGUGUGGUCUUAUGUUCCAAGUCUAGUGCAACUUAAUUAG